AUGCUUCCUGGAGAUAAUGGUAGUGACAAUGGGAAAGUGUCAAUAUUGCAAGGACCCCCUGGUCCACAAGGCCUCCCUGGAGACAACGGAAUUCCUGGAAUCCCUGGAUUUCCAUGCAUUGGAUCUGCGGAGUCCAACAAUGACAAUGACAACGAUAACGAUGAUGGACCAGGAAGUGAUGAUCGUACAUCAACCAAUGUAAUUGGAACGACUGGAUCUGUGUAUGUGAGAUGGGGAAGAUCGACAUGUGAAGAUACUGCUGAACUAGUUUAUGAAGGUGUCAUGGGAGUAGCGCGUCACAUUCAUAAAGGUAGUGGUUCUAACUACCAAUGUCUGCCAUUGAAUCCUAUUCAUGACGACGUAGUAAGUGGUACCGGAGGGUACAGGGCUUUGAUGUAUGGUUCAGAGUAUCAGAUGAACACAUUCAGCCCUUUGUCAGCUGUGCACGAUCAUGAUGCAGUAUGUGCAGUGUGCAGAGUUCGUUCUCGUGGUACCGUCUUAAUGGUUCCUGCUCGUAAUGAAUGCCCGUCAACUGAGUGGACCAGAGAGUAUUAUGGCUAUUUGAUGUCCGAUUACUAUGACCAAACAAACACGGAAUUUAUCUGUGUAGACCGUAAUCCUGAAGGAAGAGAUGGUAGUAGCGCAAACCUCAAUGGAGCGUUGUUGUAUUUUGUAGAGGGUCGAUGUGGGUCACUUCCAUGUGGUCCAUAUGUCAAUGGCAAUGAAUUGACAUGGUUAUCAAAUAAUGAUUAA
Molecule: messenger RNA, 753 nt
Organism: Saccoglossus kowalevskii
Lineage: Eukaryota; Metazoa; Hemichordata; Enteropneusta; Harrimaniidae
Source: RefSeq, a predicted model, not a curated record